Messenger RNA from Aspergillus calidoustus, 1470 nucleotides. Lineage: Eukaryota; Fungi; Ascomycota; Eurotiomycetes; Eurotiales; Aspergillaceae. The record is from the annotation of a GenBank genome assembly.
AUGCCCUACAACAUUGCUAUGGUCAGUGACUUCUUCUUCCCCCAACCAGGGGGAGUCGAAAGUCACAUAUACCAGUUGUCUACCAAGCUUAUCGACCGGGGGCACAAAGUCAUUAUCAUAACCCACGCCUAUAAGGGUCGCACAGGUGUCCGGUACCUCACAAAUGGGCUCAAAGUCUACCAUGUGCCGUUUCUGGUCAUUUACCGGGAGACGACAAUGCCUACGGUGUUCUCAUUCUUCCCUAUCUUUCGGAACAUCGUCAUCCGGGAGCAGAUCCAGAUCGUUCAUGGACACCAGAGCCUGAGCAGUUUCUGCCACGAAGCCAUUUUGCACGCCCGAACCAUGGGCCUGAGAACGGUCUUUACUGACCAUUCAUUGUUCGGAUUCGCCGACGCCGGGUCCAUUUUGACCAACAAACUUCUGAAAUUCACACUGAGUGAUGUCGACCACGUUAUCUGCGUCAGUCAUACAUGCAAAGAGAACACUGUCCUUCGAGCAUCUUUGGACCCACUCAUGGUGUCUGUCAUUCCAAAUGCUGUUGUAGCAGAGAACUUUAGACCUUUACACGCCACAAACCGCACAAAUGAUAGAUCUGGUGCGACACCCCAGAUACAGCCCACUCCGAGGCCGAUUGGCCCGAACGACAUCAUCACCAUUGUCGUCAUAUCACGCCUGUUCUACAACAAGGGCACAGAUCUUCUGAUAGCUGCCAUUCCAAGAAUUCUUGCGUCCCAUCCCAAUGUACGGUUCAUCAUCGCGGGCUCAGGGCCCAAGGCCAUCGACUUAGAGCAGAUGUUGGAACGAAAUGUCCUUCAAGACAAAGUUGAGAUGAUCGGUGCUAUCCGCCAUGAGGAGGUUCGAGACGUAAUGGUCAGAGGGCACAUCUAUCUCCACCCCAGUUUGACGGAGGCAUUUGGAACGGUCAUUGUUGAGGCUGCUAGUUGCGGGCUGUACGUGGUGUGCACUCGAGUUGGAGGCAUUCCCGAAGUACUUCCCCAGCACAUGACGACGUUUGCCAAACCCGAGGAGGACGAUAUAGUACUGGCUACGAGCAAAGCCAUUAGCGCACUGCGGUCCAACAGGGUGCGGACCGAGCGAUUCCACGACCAGGUGAAAGUGAUGUAUUCAUGGACCGAUGUUGCACGUCGAACCGAGCGUGUAUACAAGGGCAUUUCAGGAGAUAUCAGUCCACAAGAAUUUUAUGGAUACUACCCAGGGGAGAUCCAAGAAGCUGGCAGCGAUCGAAUUCGCAACUUUAGCCUCAUUGACCGCUUAAAGCGGUAUUAUGGCUGUGGAGUCUGGGCCGGAAAGCUAUUCUGUCUCUGCGUUGUGAUUGACUUUCUGCUCUACACGUUUCUAGAAAUGUGGUUCCCUCGGGCCAACAUUGAUAUCGCCCGAAGCUGGCCAAAGAAACUGAACGAGGCGAACAACAUCAAACCCGAACGAGAGCGUCUCGGGUCGACGUCUUGA